AUGUCUAGCAAAUGCCCAUGGAGAGACCAGUCGAACGAUGUCAUCAAAAUAGCUGUGGCGGAGAAGAAGUUGCCGUUCUACGGUCUUGAACAAGCCCUCGCCCCGGAUUAUGAACGAGCCAUUGCUCUUCGUCGCGAGAUAGUGCAGGAGAAGAUGUGCCCCUCCACGGUGUCCUCGCACCUUCUUGAAAAGGUGCCGUUUCGGGGCUACGACUGGCCGCGCGUGGUAGGCCAGUGCUGCGAGAACAUCCUUGGCUACGUGCCGAUCCCCGUGGGUAUGGCCGGGCCCCUUUUGCUGGACGGAAAGGAAGUCGCUUUGCCCAUGGCGACGACGGAGGGGGCCCUCAUCGCGAGCACCCACCGUGGCGCGCGCGCUAUCAGCGAAAGCGGGGGCUGCUCAACCUUUCUUCUGAAAGAGGGCAUGACCCGCGCACCGGUCGUGGAGGUGGACAGCCUCAAGGAGGCGGCCGAGGUCUACAAGUUUUGUGAGAAAAAGUUUGAUUGUCUAAAGGCGGCUUUUGAGUCGACGACUCGCUUUGGCAAGCUGAAAAGCGUGAAAUGUGUCAUCGCGGGGCAUAAGGUUUACGUCCGCUUUACGGCUUUCACGGGUGACGCGAUGGGAAUGAACAUGAUCACCAAGGGCUGCGAUAAGGCGCUGGAGGUGUUGAAGGAACAUAUUCCAUCCAUCCGUGUGCUUGCCCUUUCUGGCAAUUAUUGCACUGACAAGAAGCCAUCGGCUAUCAACUGGAUCGAGGGUCGCGGCAAGACAGUCGUCGCGGAGGCUGUGAUCAAGGCCGAAACCAUGGAGCGGGUCCUAAAAUGUUCGGUUGAUGGGGUUCUGAAGCUGAAUGUUGACAAGAAUCUCAUCGGAUCCGCCCUCGCGGGGUCAAUCGGGGGCUUCAAUGCGCACGCCGCGAAUGUGGUGGCGGCUAUUUUCAUCGCGACCGGGCAGGACCCCGCGCAGGUGGUGGAAUCCUCGGCCUGCCUCACCACAAUGGAUCGGCAGGACGACGACCUCCUCAUCAGCGUCACUAUGCCGAGUAUUGAGGUCGGGACUGUCGGGGGUGGGACCGGGCUGGCGGCCCAAAAGGCUCUUCUGAAAAUGAUGGAGUGCGCCGGGGCUAAUGAAAAAAACCCGGGUGCGAACUCGCGUCAGCUCUCUCGUGUUAUCGCGGGGGCGGUGCUGUGUGGGGAGCUUUCCCUCAUCUCCGGCCUUGCGGCGGGGCAUCUUCUCAGCGCACACAUGAAGUUAAACCGCAAGCCGUCAUCUUAA
Messenger RNA from Phytomonas sp. Hart1, 1272 nucleotides. The record is from the annotation of a GenBank genome assembly. NCBI's taxonomy places the organism in Eukaryota, Euglenozoa, Kinetoplastea, Trypanosomatida, Trypanosomatidae.